Molecule: messenger RNA, 840 nt
Organism: Diospyros lotus (date-plum)
Lineage: Eukaryota; Viridiplantae; Streptophyta; Magnoliopsida; Ericales; Ebenaceae
Product: defensin-like protein
Exons: 2
Coding region: 168-401 (77 amino acids)
Biological process (GO): defense response
Source: RefSeq, a predicted model, not a curated record
AAAGUGUAAUCCAAAAAAAAAUAUAUCCCACCGCAUCGAGCCCCUCUAUAAAGUCCACCUCCCUCUCUUUCCAUUCGUAUCUACUAAUUAAACCGUUUCUUUCUCUCUCUUUUGGCUCUCUCUUUCAUUUUCCGAGCUCUCUCUCUGUAGAGAAGAAGAAGAAGAAGAUGGAGCGCUCUGUGCGUUUGGUUUCAGCCGUUUUCCUCGUGCUGAUGCUCCUCGCCGCCACUGAGACGGGGAACAUGGUGGCGGAGGCGAGGACAUGCGAGUCGCAGAGCCACAGGUUCAGGGGGACGUGCGUGAGUAACAGCAACUGCGCCAACGUAUGCCAGACGGAGGGCUUCCCCGACGGCAACUGCCGGGGCUUCCGCCGCCGCUGCUUCUGCACCAAACCCUGUUGAUGAUGAGUGAUGGGAAUCCAUGGCUGUCGUACGUACGUGGUCGUCUCGUUCAAUAAUUCAGCUAGCUAGCCAUAGCGCUGUCUCUGCUGCAGUAGUAGUAGUAAUAACGAGUCUCUAUGUACUGUCUUCACGUACGGAGGCUUCACUCCCGCUUUCUUCGAUGGUGUCUAAUCCCUAGCUCUGUCACUCUUGCUGUUUGGGUCUCUCUUCCUUAGGUGCAAAAGGUGAAAUCCCUCACCUUUCGAUGUUAUUAUGUAAGCAUGCUUCCAAAACCUCUCUCUCUCUCUCUCUCUUUCUCUUUCUCUUUCUCUCCACGCACACACUGUAACACAAAUCUGUUCUAUUCUAUCAUACAAACACUAGGGUUACUACUUACUACGGUGGUGUCAUCAUUGUGUAUUAAUUUUGUGAUUUUGAGUUUUGAAUUUUGUGUUUUUAA